This is a messenger RNA of Phanerochaete carnosa HHB-10118-sp, 1151 nucleotides long. RefSeq lists its product as uncharacterized. The transcript has a single exon. The annotation marks the transcript as partial. NCBI's taxonomy places the organism in Eukaryota, Fungi, Basidiomycota, Agaricomycetes, Polyporales, Phanerochaetaceae. The record is from RefSeq and is a predicted model, not a curated record.
CGCGAUUGACAUACAAGCGCCACCACCGCUCCAUCGGCGAGAACCUUCGAACACGGUAUCGGGUCAAGCUACUAAGCCAUUCGAAGCUAUCGAAUUGGACGAGUCUGAACCUGAGCAAGCCAUGGACACGGAACCACAGCAUACAGCGGCAGGUCUUGACGAAUCUGGUAUCCGGGAUAGCCCGCGGCCAGUCAGCGCGAUACCGGCUGGUGCUCCUGCUACUAUGGAAUUGGUGGAACCGACUCCAUCUUUGUCGGGAGCACAGGACCACCAGACCUCCCCGCCAGAGCCUUCCGGACCGGUUGCAUCCACAUCUGAGUAUAGCGCUACAAAUAGGAAAUCAGGAACCCCGACUGUCGGCACCAUCGUACCAGCACUCGACAGCAUGGCAAUUAGCCCUGCCCCUGAGCAAUCGUGCACGCAUUCCUCCACAAAAACCGGGGGCGAGAAUGCGACCUCGCCUUUGGGAUCGCACGACAUGAAUGCGGCUACAAAUACUUUUGCACGGUCGGAGAUUCGCGAAAGUAGCAAGUCCAAGCGGAUCAACCAGUCUUCGGCAGCCCAACUUCAGAGCAUAGAGUCUCUUCUUCCUCUCGCAUCGGACGCCAUGGAAGUGGACCUCCCCGUGCAAACACCGUCACCUCCUCGAAAGAGCCCAGCAAUUUCCUCGAGCUUCAAAACUACAGAACGCUCGCCUCCGUCGAGCACACAGAAGGCCAGCGUCGUGAGAACGCUCUAUUCUGGCAGCGGUGGAUUCUUCAAAGCUGUUCACGACCGCCGCAGCGAGAGGCGGAACUGCGCGGUGCUAUCUCCGCCUCAAGUACAAUCCCCUCCACAGGCUCGGCCCUCGUCUCAGAUGCAGCCUCUGCCGCCAGUCCGGUCUCCUGUACUGCCUUCAAGUUCUCUGGUUCACUCCGGGCAGAAGUCUGUGAGCUCACCAGUGUCAAGCCGGCGUAAUUCGACGGUGCCGUCACCCGACACUGAAGCUAGCUCAGGGCAUGAGCUUCCACCGACCUCAGCAGAAGUCUCAGCUAGUGAAGGUGUUGAACCCAAGUUACGUUCGCGAGUUCGUGGCGACAACAUUCCGCCUGCUUCAACAGUGGAACUUCAACUUCGGGCUGAUCCGAACGUUAUGCAGGUUUGUUUUGUCG